AUGGCCCUUAGAAGACAAGGAGAAGAAGUGACUAAGAUAGACAUGCACACUAACAUCCUUCCUGAUAAAAAGUUGCGGAAGAAUAUUCAAAGUUGCUUUAGAGCACUGAACCAUAUGGAUGAUAAAGCUGCUUUGAGCUACAUUGGAGAUGAGGAAUUUGAUUCUUUGAAGGUGUUCAAAAUUUUGAAGGAAGCAAGAGAGCUCACCGUUUCUCUUCUUCAGUCCAUCUUUAACUUCUCAUCCAUGCCGAGGCCAAAGACAAAAGCCAACAGAUGGUCUCUUAUUUCAAAUGCAUUGCAUAAGAGGAAAAUAGCAUGCAAGGAUGAGAGUGAGGAUGUUGAAGCUAAUGAUGGAGGUGUGCCGAAGAUUCAAUUCCAAUUGCAGAUGUUUCAGAACAGCAUUGAACAUAGUGAAGAAGGAUUAGAUUUCUUGUAUAGAAGAAUAAUCCGAAACAGAGUUGCAGUUCUUAACUUCUUCAGUUUGUAA
Zingiber officinale is the source of this 486-nucleotide messenger RNA. RefSeq lists its product as uncharacterized. The coding region runs from base 1 to 486 and encodes 161 amino acids. The transcript has a single exon. Lineage: Eukaryota; Viridiplantae; Streptophyta; Magnoliopsida; Zingiberales; Zingiberaceae. Gene Ontology annotation, biological process: shoot system development; root development. The record is from RefSeq and is a predicted model, not a curated record.